AUGUCUGACUAUGGUACUCGGGUGGAGGCUCCACCAAAACGGCCCAAUCUUACCAGGAAUUUAUUGUUAGCCACAGCUGUAGCCUGUUUAGGUUCUAUUCAAUAUGGCUAUCACAUCGCUGAAUUAAACGCACCUGAACAAUUCCUAGUGUGUCCUAAUGACCCACAGACUAAUGGCAUUACUAGUGCAGCACCACAAUGUAUUUCGAUGACUGAACAACAAUUUGGUGCUGUGACGUCGAUAUUCAGUCUUGGCGGGCUUGUAGGGUCAUUUUUCAUUGGAAGUUAUGCCAGUAAAUAUGGAAGACGUUCUACAAGUCUGUAUAUUAGCGUCCUUUCAUUUAUAGGGUCGCUAGUAAUGUUUAUUGCAGGUUCGUUCAACUCAUUACUUGUUGGUCGUUUCAUUGUUGGUGUUUCGUGUGGUUCUGCCAUUGUCAUUACGCCGUUAUUCAUUAACGAAAUUGCUCCUCCCCAAUGGAAAGGUGCAUUAGGUUCAAUGAAUCAGCUAAGUAUCAAUUUGGGAAUUCUACUAACACAAAGUCUGGCAUUACCAUUGGCUAAUUUGGAGGAUUGGAGAUAUUUGCUGGCCGUGGGAUGUAUUCUUGCGUUGUUGAAUGCAUUGGGUUGGUGGUGGAUCGGGGAAUCUCCUCAAUGGUUGGUUUUACACAAACAUGACACACUACAGGCAAGUAUGAACCUUGCACGUUUGAGAAAUAGCAGUUUACAAGUCGCUAAGCAAGAAAUCGAGCAAUGGUCGGAGAGUAAUAAUAAUAAUAGCGAUAGUGACACCCAGGAGUUAACCUUUCUCGGAUAUAUUACAAACUCUCUUUAUACGAGACCACGUCUUGCGAUUACUUUAUUACUUGUAGGUCAACAGUUUAGCGGGAUUAAUUCAAUCAUUUUCUAUGGGGUAAAAGUUGUCAGCCAAGUUGUCCCUCAAUAUGCCAUAUUGGUUAAUUUGGCAGUAUCCAUUAUAAAUGUGAUUGUCACAUUCAUUGCCAGUCUUGUGAUCGACCGAUCUGGUCGCAAACCUUUAUUGAUAGUAUCUGCACUUGCGAUGAGUCUCAUGUCUCUGUUGAUUAGUAUCAGUAUCACAUCCAACUAUUCUGUGUUGUUAGUCCUAAGUCUAUUUGGGUAUAUCAUAGCGUUUGCUCUUGGUAUUGGACCUAUCCCAUUUUUAAUCAUCGGAGAAUUGUCAUCACCUGAAAGCACAGCACAGGCUCAGAGUUAUGGUACGGUAUGUAAUUGGUUAGCAACUUUUGUCGUUGGGUAUACUUUUCCAAUCUUAAACCAAUUAAUGGGCGGAUACGUCUAUUUAACUUUUAGUGUAAUGACCGUAUUGUUAUUAAUAGGUAUACGUCGCUAUAUCCCGGAAACAAAAGGAACUUUGAAUGCCAGUGAAGCAUGGCAAAAUUUCCAUUAA
This is a messenger RNA of Maudiozyma barnettii, 1422 nucleotides long. RefSeq lists its product as uncharacterized. Gene Ontology annotation, cellular component: membrane. The transcript has a single exon. The coding region runs from base 1 to 1422 and encodes 473 amino acids. Gene Ontology annotation, molecular function: hexose transmembrane transporter activity. Gene Ontology annotation, biological process: monosaccharide transmembrane transport. Lineage: Eukaryota; Fungi; Ascomycota; Saccharomycetes; Saccharomycetales; Saccharomycetaceae. The record is from RefSeq and is a predicted model, not a curated record.